UCUACUGCCGACAUGGGUAAUACGGAGAGUAAUGUUACUAGUGGAGUCAAGAAGCAGGCGGGGACAUGUACGCAGAAGCUGUACAAACUGAUUGAUGUCAAAGGUAGCGGACUUCUAGUGGACAUGAUGAAACGGGCCGUCCAGAACAAGCAGUACGCGGAGAUAGACCACGCCAUCAAGACCAAGGUGGAACCGUUUCUGUACAAUAACGGCAAAGGACGAUACAUACCGAUAUCCCAUGUCGUGCUGCUGAGGAACAAGGAGAGGCCGAGACAUAAGUUGUUACCACCACUAAGAGGGAUGGAGAAUCCAGACGAAGAAUUCGACAUAGAUAAAGACUGGCCAUUGGUUACCCAACAGGAGUAUGACGCAAGCCCUUCAGCGUACAGGGAACUUUGUUGGGAUUUGAAGGAGCGCGGUGCCGUGGGCGAGACAAUUCUUCACCUGUGUUUCUUAUCUGCCACAUCGCUCCUGGCUGACUUGGCCAAGAGGCUACUGCGGUUCUACCCCAAACUCAUCAACGACGUUUACAUGAGCGACGAAUACUAUGGAGAGAGCGUGUUACACAUGACGAUAGUAAACGAGGAUCUCACCAUGGUGAAGUUCCUCCUGGACUCUGGAGCGGACUACCACGAGCGGUGCUUCGGCAACUUCAUGUGCCCGGAAGACCAGAAGGCGUCCCGGUCGGAUUCGCUGGAGCAUGAGUGGGUUAAUGUGCAGCCUGAUACUAAUUAUGAUGGCUACGUGUACUGGGGCGAGUACCCGCUCAGUUUCGCGGCGUGCUUGGGCCAGGAGGAGAGCUACCGGCUGAUCCUGGCGCGCGGCGCCAACCCCGACAAGCAGGACACCAACGGCAAUACCGUGCUGCACAUGCUCAUCAUAUACAACAAGAUCGGCACAUUCGACAUGGCAUACGAGGUGGGCGCGUCGCUCAGCAUCAAGAACGUGUUGAACCUCACUCCACUGACGUUAGCCGCUAAGCUGGCCAGAACAGAGCUGUUCUUCCACAUCCUGAACAUCGAGCGGGAGAUCUACUGGCAGAUCGGAGCGACCACCUGUGCGGCUUAUCCGCUUGAUCUGGUCGACACUAUUGAUACUAAGACUGGACUGAUUAGCAAGGAUUCGGCGCUGAAUUUGGUGGUAUUUGGGGAGAAAGACGAGCAUCUGGAACUUUUAGAAGGAAUGCUGAUCGACUUGCUCAAGACGAAGUGGAACACGUUCGUGAAAUUCCGCUUCUACCGCCAAUUCAUACUGUUCGCUUGCUACUUCCUAGUGUCUCUAGUUUGUUUCACACUACGGCCAGGGCCUCAUGACAGGUCGCUUAACACGACCAUGAUCAAUACUACGACCAUCAAUGAUACUGAGGUGGAUGUAGAAAAUUGCACUCUCCCUGUUGGGAUAGAGCUAAAUCCAGCCGCCGAGGUGAUCAACAGUACCAAAGCGGAUGGUAUACACUGUGCACGCUUUAAGAGUCAUCCCAAAGAGAAGGACAAACCAACGGAACCUCCAAAAGAGAACGACAUGGAAGGGUGGUGGGAGGACUUGACUGAGGAGUGUCGUCUCAUGAACUUGGAUACUUGGGAAGCUAAACUCCGAAUAUGCACCGAACUGAUUCUAUGGGUAGGAGCUCUGGCGUACAUCGGGCUGGCUCUACGUGAGGCGAGGUUCUUGGGACUGAAGAUGUUCUUCGAAAACUUGAGCACAGUACCGUCAAGAGUUAUGUUCCUAUUCUCGUGUCUGCUGAUGGUGGCUCUGCCGACCCUGCGCCUGGCGUGCGCGGAUGAGGAGGAGGACCAUCUGGCGGUGAUGAUCAUGCUGACCACGGCACCAUAUUUCCUGUUCUUCUGCAGAGGAUUCAAAACGGUGGGUCCCUUCGUGGUGAUGAUAUACCGCAUGGUGAUGGGAGACCUGCUGCGGUUCGCCUGCAUCUACCUCGUCUUCGUCAUGGGAUUCUCUCAAGCGUACUACGUGAUAUUCCUGUCGUUCGACAACCCCAACACGCCGGAGGGCGUGGACGACUCGGUGUCGAACCCCAUGCCGUCGCCUAUGGAGAGCGUGAUGGCCAUGUUCCUCAUGUCGCUCACAUCAUUCUCCGACUACUACAGCGCCUUCGAGAGGACCGACCAUGAGAUUGAGGCUAAGUUACUAUUCGUGAUCUACAUGAUAAUAGUGGCGAUUCUCCUGGUGAACAUGUUGAUUGCCAUGAUGGGAAACACUUACCAGAAGAUAGCGGAGACGCGGAACGAGUGGCAACGGCAGUGGGCGAGGAUAGUGCUGGUGGUGGAGAGAGGAGUGCCACCAGCGCAGAGGUUGAAGCAACUAAUGGCAUAUAGCCAGCCCAUGGCUAACGGACAAAGGGCUUUGGUGCUGAGAAUUAACCAGAAGGAUGAAGAUAAGGAAGAAAUGAAGGAAAUAUUGGAGAUGAAGCGGACUCAUGAGCGUAUAGUAGCUAAGAGGAAGGCUCGCGAGGCUGAAUUGAAGGGCGCCAAGGGUCGACUGCCACCGGAACCAGCUAGAAACUAUCCGAUUAGAAAAUAGGAACUGCACAUGAGUAGAGCAAUUUCAUUUUUAUAAAGUUUAUCGUAAUAUCGGCAUUAUCACAUCCAAGUAAGCAAUCUAAUCCAUUCUGAUGUAAUGGCAAAUAAUCAUGACGUCAUAAUCAUCAUUAACUACACUUACUAGAUUUUGCUUGCUUGCAGCUCCUUCGUUUAAAUAGAGUAUCCCAAGAGGACCGUUUGUU
Molecule: messenger RNA, 2740 nt
Organism: Aricia agestis (brown argus)
Lineage: Eukaryota; Metazoa; Arthropoda; Insecta; Lepidoptera; Lycaenidae
Gene: nan
Product: transient receptor potential cation channel subfamily V member 5
Exons: 16
Coding region: 13-2538 (841 amino acids)
Biological process (GO): calcium ion import across plasma membrane
Cellular component (GO): membrane
Molecular function (GO): calcium channel activity; protein binding
Source: RefSeq, a predicted model, not a curated record